GAGCGGCGCCUCAGAGCCUGUAGAAGAAGGAGGAGCGCUGUCAUGGCGGCCAAGGUGGUGAUGGUGGCCGUCCCGACGGUGAUCGGCAUAGCCUCCAUCCGUGUGUAUAGAGUAAGUGAAGUCCCAGCUGAUGGACUGGUUACUCGAGAAAAGCUGAACAUCUACACCCCACUGCCACAGUCUGCUCAGGCCCAGUUUGUGCCAGAGAGUCCGGGUGUUAUUCAGAGUGGGUUAACGACAGCGAGAGAGGGCAUACUGCCAUUUGUCCAGGCUAUUAAGGGUGCCUGUGUCUCUGUGAAGACAACAAGUGUUAAUCUAUAUCAUGCAGGAGAGGAUGUGUACUAUUACUUGAAAGAUCCUCCACCGGGUUUCCUACCCAGAUUUGGCACCAUCACCAUGGCUGGCCUGCUUGGCAUGUUCUUGACACGGAAAGGCUCUCAAUUCAAGAGGUUAGCAGUUCCGCUGGGCCUGAUGAGUGCAGGAGCGUCUGUGUGUUACCCAGCUCAAACGGUGGCUGUGUUUAAGGUGACAGGUAAGAAGGUGUAUGCUGUGGGGCAGUGGAGCAGCGCUGCAGUGUCUUCCCUCCUCACCCCCAAACCUCAGGAGCCUGUCGCCAAAGUUCCUGCUUCACAUCCAGAGAGAGCUCCAGUGCCAAAUCCAGAGUCUGCAGUAGCUGAGGAGCCCAGCUCCACCAGAGACAGCUCAAUCCCAGAGACAGAGGUGGAAUCAGCAGAGUCUGUGCCUCUCUCUGAUGAGCCUGCUGUCGCUGUCAGAACAGAGGAGGUGUCAUCAGUAACACUUACAGAGACAUCCCCCGACCAGACCCCCACAGACACCAACACAGAUCUAGUGUCACAUUCAGUGCCGGCAGAGACAGAGGUCACAACAACCUCUGAGGAAAUAUCUGCACCCGUUGAAAGUAAGGAGCCCUCAGACACCAAACAAGCACCGGUUGAGUCCACGCCAAGCUUAGAACCGGACACAGUAGAGUCUGCUCCAGUUGAGGUUGCCCCAGUGGAGGCUGCUCCAGUGGAGGUUGCACCAGUGGAGUCUGCUCCAGUGGAGGUUGCACCAGUUGAGUCUGCUCCAGUGGAGGUUGCACCAGUUGAGUCUGCUCCAGUGGAGGCUGCUCCAGUUGAGGCAGUUCAAGUGGAGGCCGCUCUAGUUGAGGCUGCCCCAGCUGAGGCUGCUCCAGAGGAGGCUGCUCCAGUGGAGGCAGUUCAAGUGGAGGCCACUCUAGUUGAGGCUGCUCCAGAGGAGGCUGCUCCAGUGGAGGCAGUUCAAGUGGAGGCCACUCUAGUUGAGGCUGCCCCAGUAGAGGCUGCACCAGCAGAGGCUGCACCAGUAGAGGCUGCACCAGCAGAGGCUGCUCCAGCUGAGGCUCCGGAAGUGGAGUCCGUUCCUUCCUCUGAAGCCCCACUUGCUCCAAACGCGUCAGAUGAGCCAGCAGAGCCAGUUGUUGAAUCAGCUGAGCCCGAACCUGCUGCUCAACCUGAGUUAACUGACCCACUACAAGCUGCUGCUGAGGAGACACCAACCCCGACACUCACACCAUCACCUCCUCAACAGCCUGCAGCAGAAAACAACAAAGAUAUGGUGCAUUUCUCCUCUUGUCCUCCAGGGGGCUCCGGUUUCAAGCCAGACCCUUCUCUCAUGGACUUUGGUCAGUCCAGCCCUGAGGAUGAAGACCUGUACAGCACACGCAGCUGAGACGCCACAGCCAUCCGCGGGAGAAACCUCAUUCCCACACUGCCAUCUCAUAUCUCAGUCAGAUACACCAACACUUUGUAUCAUUACGCAGUGUAAAUAGGCCAUUUUGCAAGCAAGCAGAGUCUUUCAUCAAUAUUUCCGUUCGCGUUUCUUUGGCCCACGUCAUUUAUAUUUCCACACAAAAGGUCCAGGUGCAUUUGCUUUGUAGCAGCAGAGCAGCAAAUUCCUGUACACAGAGCUGAGUCGGCUUGCGUAGAAGGAGAGAAAUGCGGAAAAAAAAAUAACACCCACAACUGUUUACAAGUCUUUUAAUUCACAGAUGGCAGAUUGUGAAAAUUUUCUCUCUGUAUGUGUUAUUUAACAAUUAUUGGCUUUUUGGGCAACAGCUUUCACAGUCAUGAGUGCAUGGUGCUUUUAUUUAUUGUAAUUUAGCCCACUGUGUUGGUAUGCUGAAAAGACUGCACAUGUGCUGGUGAUGGUUACAAGAUGGACCAGUGCUGCUCCAUUUGAUCACAUCGCAAAUUGUCCUCAGUUGUUUAGAACCAAAAAUAAAUCUAUAUUUUUCAUGG
Messenger RNA from Epinephelus moara (kelp grouper), 2279 nucleotides. RefSeq names its product apolipoprotein O-like (gene apool). The record is from RefSeq and is a predicted model, not a curated record. Gene Ontology annotation, cellular component: MICOS complex. The transcript is spliced from 11 exons. Bases 43 to 1710 code for a protein of 555 amino acids. Gene Ontology annotation, biological process: cristae formation. NCBI's taxonomy places the organism in Eukaryota, Metazoa, Chordata, Actinopteri, Perciformes, Serranidae.